GCUCAGCAGUGUUGAGGCCUCGGUGGUCACGUGAUAGGAGGUGCCUGCCUUCUGACGAUGGUUGCUCAGCGUGCUGCACGAACAAAAAUGCCGUUACAUUUGUAGUUUUGAAUUAAAAAAAAGUCCUACGAGGUAUUAAACGCGUGUCAGGUGCUAGCUUCCAAAAGAAUAUUGUGCAUUUUCUAAAUGAAUUAGAUAUGAAUAUUCUUUCAGGAUUACGUGCUGAUACGUUAUCUUAUAAGAAGUGAUUCCGGUUCAGUGGGAAGGUUUGAACUGCUCUCUGGAAAGUGACCAUUGUUGUAAUCAGGUCGAGGCUGUUAUCAUUUCCACUUGCUGGCUUUCUUAGUUUUUUUUACGGGUUUACAGCAGAAAAACAGUGCAAGCUUUUUAGAGUGUCAUGAAAGAAAUGUCAAGCACCAUGCCUGGUGGGCAGCAGCCUCAGAAACACUAUGGCAUCACCUCUGCCAUUAGCCUUGCACCCCCUCGAGAACUAGACCACCAGUACACCAAGAAGCUCUGUGAUGCUAUGAAACCUUUUGGGGUGUUUGAAGACGAAGAGGAAUUGAACCAUAGACUUGCAGUUCUUGGGAAGUUGAAUAACUUUGUUAAAGAAUGGAUAUCAGAGAUCAGUGAAUUAAAGAACCUUCCACCAUCAGCUAUAAGCUGUGUUGGGGGCAAGAUAUUUACAUUUGGUUCGUACAGACUUGGAGUGCACACAAAAGGAGCUGAUAUUGAUGCCUUAUGUGUGGCUCCACGCCAUGUAGAGAGAAGCGACUUUUUCCAGUCUUUCUUUGAGAAAUUCAAACAGCACGAAGAAAUCAAAGACCUGAGGGCUGUCGAAGAUGCCUUUGUACCGGUGAUAAAAUUCAAAUUUGACGGAAUAGAGAUUGACCUGCUUUUUGCCAGACUGGCCUUACAGUCCAUUCCAGACAACUUGGACCUGAGGGGAGACUCCAUCCUGAGAAACUUGGACAUUCGAUGUAUCCGCAGUCUUAACGGUUGUCGAGUGACAGAUGAAAUUCUGUACCUGGUGCCAAACAAAGAGAACUUUAGACUAACCUUGAGAGCCAUUAAACUGUGGGCAAAACGUCGUGGGAUCUACUCCAACAUGCUGGGGUUUCUGGGUGGAGUGUCAUGGGCCAUGCUGGUGGCCCGGACCUGCCAGCUCUACCCUAACGCUGUGGCCGCCACGCUGGUCCACAAGUUCUUCUUGGUGUUUUCCAAGUGGGAGUGGCCUAAUCCUGUGCUAUUGAAACAGCCUGAGGACAGUAAUCUGAAUCUACCUGUGUGGGAUCCUAGAGUGAACCCAUCUGACAGAUACCACCUGAUGCCCAUCAUCACCCCCGCCUAUCCCCAGCAGAACUCCACAUACAACGUCUCCACAUCAACGCGCACCAUCAUGAGCGAGGAGUUCAAAUACGGCCUCAGCGUCACAGAUGAGAUUCUUCAGGGAAAAGCAGAAUGGUCUAAACUCUUUGAGCCACCCAACUUCUUCCAAAAGUACAAGCAUUACAUUGUUCUGACUGCCAGCGCCUCUACAGAAGAAAACCACCUAGAAUGGAUCGGUCUGGUAGAGUCAAAGAUUCGCGUUCUGGUGGGAAACCUGGAGAGGAAUGAAUACAUCACCCUGGCUCAUGUAAACCCCCAGUCCUUCCCUGGGUCCAAGGAGAACCGCAACGAGAACGACUUUGUGUCCAUGUGGUUCAUUGGGAUCAUCUUCAAGAAAGUGGAGAAUGCGGAGAGUGUGAACAUUGACCUGACGUAUGAUAUCCAGUCCUUCACAGACACUGUGUACAGACAAGCCAACAACAUCAAUAUGCUGAAGGAUGGGAUGAAGAUUGAAGCAACACAUGUGAAGAAGAAACAGCUCCAUCAGUAUCUUCCUCCUGAACUAGUGCAGAAGAAAAAGAGGAGCAUAGCUGAGUUGAACCGUAGCUCUAACGGAGGGAGCUCUAAGCGGCUGUCUCUGGACAGCAGUCACCUGGACAGCUCCAGGGACACCGACUCGGGGACUCCCUUUACCUCCCCAAGCGGCAAACCCUCUAAGCCUGCGUCUGACACAGAGGACAGCGUCAGCCCUCCAAAGCAGCUUUUUGUGGACGGCUCCCCAGCUUCCAGCGCAGCAGCAGCUACAGCUGUUUCAGCAGCUACAACAGAUACAGCAGAUACAGCAGAUACAGCAGAUACAGCAGAUACAGCAGAUACAACAGAUACAACAGAUACAGCAGAUACAACAGAUACAGCAGAUACAGCAGAUACAGCCGCUACAACAGCUGCUGCUGCUACAGACCAAGGAAUGUCCAUCCCUGUCAUUGGCUCUAAGCCUGCGGGUAAAGCAAAGCCUGCUUCUCCAUCAGCCAGCAGCUCCGUCACCCCAGAGCUGAGCGGGGACGUGCAGCCCGACGCCACCAGCAGCCCCAGAGAGGAGCCCAACAACGGCCUAGAGGACUCUGCCAACGGAGCUCCUGCCAAGAGACCACACUCGCCUGCACAAGAGGACCCGGCCAAGAGGCACAAAGACACAGAGGUGGUGUCCAACGAUGACUCUGCAUUUAAAGAGCCAUAUCCACCUACCUCAGAAUCCAACACGCAUGGAGAAGGACCCAAUGUUACCCCCCUUUCUGUAUCAAAGGCUAAACCCAUUCCAACCAUUGAUACAUCAAGAACACAGAGACUUCCCAGCAUGGAGCUGCCAGACGCCUCGUCGCCUCUCCCAGCCAGCAACAGUUGUCGCGUCGUGAAAAAUUCCAUUAAACUGGCCCUCAACCGCCACAACAUCACACCUCCCAAGCCCCCUGUGUUUGAGGGCACCCUCACCACUGACGCUCCUCCUGCCACCGAAGAAAAGGGCAUGUCCAUUCCUGUCAUUGGCUCAAAACACGUGGCAGCCAAACACCAGGUGCCCCCCGUCGGCAGCUCCAUCCCCACUUUAGUGAGCCGAGGUGCCGACCCACUGAACGGGGCGACCUCCAAGAGAUCCCACUCCCCCUCUCUGGAGGAGCAGGCCAAGAGGCUGAAAGAAACAGAAAAGGCCAGAAUCCACAUAGCUUGAACACACAACUAUAGACUGGAUUUAUAUACAUGCAUUCACAGAGUUGGGGCUUUAUAGUGAAGUCAAACAGCGAGAAGAUGACUUCACACGGGGGCAGGGAGUGUGUGUUCAGGUCUGUCAGUCUCAAGUGUGAAGGAGCAGAACGGACAGCUCACCUCAGAUCUUCAGAGAUUACAGAUUUGCCAGUGGAUAGGUGAUUUUGGUCAAACCAGAUGUUGUGAGCGCCCUCUGUCACACUCACAGCCAGAGGGCAUUUAACGAAGAUAUCUGAGAACUAAAGCGACCGUUUUAUACUCGUGUUCUCCCUCGGUGUUUAAAAGCCUUCACAGAACAGAUGAUAAUUUAGCUGUUCUUUUCAUAUAUUUUUUUUCAGUUAAACAUGUUUUAAAACAGCCCAAAACAUUUAUCGACGCUUGCUACACACACUUCUGGUGUAUGCUGAUUUCUUUCUUUUCUUUCCUCCCAAACAGAAACCUGUACAGUAAAUGUUGAUGUACAUAACUUUUUUGUCUUAAAAAAAAAAAAAAAAAAGCAAAAGAUCACUGUUAAGUCUUUUGACCAUUCUAUUGUAGUUUUAUCUAAAAAGGAAAAAAGAAAAGUUAUAAAAAAAAAAUGUAAUUUUUUGUUUUUCUCUAUUGCUUGUCCAAAAAAAAAGUCUCCAGCCCUGGAUAUUUUUUGUAAACACUGUAUAGGUUUGGAUACAGUUGCAGGGAGGCUUUAUUGAGGGUUUGCUUGGAUAUGAUGGAAAUCAAAACCACAACUCUUUGGACCGCCACGACUACCCAAAGAGGACUCCAGGUUGGUAUUGGACUUGCAGUGUGUAGGUGAUCAUAGACGCCCAGUGACAUCAGUGCUCCUCAGGUGUCGGUAAGAGCAAGAAAAUCACCCUUAAGACAACAGGAAACGUCAUGCAUUUUCUAGAAGUGGUGAAAUUGGUCUGAAGCUUUUCAGUUAGUGUUCGGCUCUGAAGGAUUAGUACAGAAGAUGAGAAGAACCAUAUCAAUGAUGAUGCCACACUAAUCAUUCUUUUCAGUGUAGCUUCGGUGUCAAAGUGUCACGCCUAUUGUAUGUUUUUGAUUAAAAGAAAAGGUUGAGUUUUCUGCCUACUUUCCCUGGUGUGUUUAAGCCCUAGAUGUCAGAUAGGUGAGGUUGACGCAAACAAGUUAGUGCUGGACACUUAAGACGGUCACAAGAAAGUGUUUAAAUAUCAGUUUUGUGUACGUACCUGUGAUUGUCUGACACGUUAAAUGAAUCUCUAGUCUAUCAGGAGGGCUGAACGACAAACAAGAUCAUUUGUUCGGGAUUCUGCUUGACCCCCACCCCCACCAGUUCACCGUGGUCUGCUAGGGAAGCAAAGUCCUGGUCGUUUUUGCAUCCCAUGACCAUGAAGGAGUUUGUGGUGCUUUGUGGGAAAAAAAUGGUUUGAAGCUUUUUGACGAGUUGUGCUGGUUUGUAGGUGUGUUUGUGUGUGUAUGUAUGCAUGCGUAUAUGGUUGAACGUGAGCGUGCAUGCAUAGAUGUUUGUGUUGGAGAAUGAUGGAAUUCCCUUCGUAUUGGGUGUUAACCCUCUGCGCCUCCUGUGGAGGUUCUUAAAAGGCAUCUCCUGAGGCCACUGGUGGGGGGUCAGGAGACGACUCUUUUCCUGCCUUAGGCCCCAACCUUCCAUCUUUAUGGUCUGAAACUCUGUGGAUGUUUGAUUUCAGAAAAUAUACUGUAUGUAUACAAGAAAGUAUAAAGUGAUGCUGAAGAGGCGCGCCCUAUUCUUCAGAGCAGGUAGAGAGACAGGGACACAGGCUCUUUUUCCGGCAUCGGUUUCCCCAAAUAAAUGUACAGAGAACAGUUUUUUCAAAAGGCAUAUUCUUCAUUAUUGGGGUUUUUUCUUAUCACUUUAUUUAUAUUUGCAUAUUUGUACCAUGUGAUCUUUUUUUUUUUUUUAAAUAGCAUUCAUAGCAGGUAGGUCUCUUUUUAAUGAAAUCUGCACCACUCUGUUUCAGACAACUCAUGUUUUGCUGUUUGGAAACAUUUAACAAAACAGGUCAUUUAGAUGUUUGUUUCUAAAAUGUAUUGAAAGGGUAUUUUUGUAUGUGUUUAUCACUUCCUUUAAAUGAAUCCGUACACCCAUUAAACCCCUAAAAACUA
Molecule: messenger RNA, 5190 nt
Organism: Cottoperca gobio
Lineage: Eukaryota; Metazoa; Chordata; Actinopteri; Perciformes; Bovichtidae
Gene: papolg
Product: poly(A) polymerase gamma
Exons: 24
Coding region: 398-3052 (884 amino acids)
Biological process (GO): RNA 3'-end processing
Cellular component (GO): nucleus
Molecular function (GO): RNA binding; poly(A) RNA polymerase activity
Source: RefSeq, a predicted model, not a curated record